Maylandia zebra (zebra mbuna) is the source of this 837-nucleotide messenger RNA. Its product is annotated as trypsin-3-like. The record is from RefSeq and is a predicted model, not a curated record. Gene Ontology annotation, molecular function: serine-type endopeptidase activity. Gene Ontology annotation, biological process: proteolysis. Lineage: Eukaryota; Metazoa; Chordata; Actinopteri; Cichliformes; Cichlidae.
UUGAUCUGCCAGUGAGAAAAACAGAAGGCAUGAAGCUUUUCCUUCUCCUGAUUCUCUCUGGAGGGGCAGUUGCGCUGGAAGGAGAUAACAAGAUUGUUGGAGGAUAUGAGUGCCCCAAGAACUCUGUGCCCUACCAAGUGUCACUCUUCACUGGGUACAACUUCUGUGGGGGGGUUCUUAUCUCUGAUGAGUGGGUGCUCUCUGCUGCACACUGCAAACCAAACUCAAAUCUAGAAAUUCGUCUGGGGGAGCACAACAUCUGGGAACCUGAUGGGACUGAACAGCACAUCAUGUCUGCUGAGUUUAUUCGCCACCCUGACUACGAUUCCCGUACACAGGACAGCGACAUCAUGCUGAUCAAACUGAGUCGACCUGCCGCUCUGAGCAGCUACGUGCGUCCUGCUGUGCUUCCUUCAAGGUGUGCCAGUGAGGGGACAGUGUGCCAGGUCUCAGGAUGGGGGAAUCUUCGUCCCAGCGAUGAGGGCUCAAGAUACCCAGAUAAGCUGCAGUGCCUGGAGGUCCCUCUCCUGAGUGAUGACACCUGCUUUAACGCAUAUCCUUUCCAAAUUACUGAAAACAUGAUCUGUGCUGGAUAUCUGGAGGGAGGGAAGGACUCCUGCCAGGGUGACUCAGGGGGCCCAUUGAUGUGCGACGGAGAGCUCCAGGGAGUUGUGUCAUGGGGGCACGGCUGUGCACAGAGGAACAAGCCUGGGGUGUACACAAAAGUUUGCAAUUAUGUUUCCUGGAUUAAGAACACAAUGGCAUCUGAAUGAACAGAAAAGAUUCAUGCCAGCUGGUUAAUUUCAGUAAAGUCAUCUACAUGAUGUGUGGUGUGUA